AUGCGGCUUCAUCUGAUUAUCUCACGGCAUGGUCUGCCAGCUACACGGGUUUUGUGGACGACUACGGCUGCCGCUUCGUUAGGAGAAUAUGGGACCCGUAGCGCAGCUCCGACUUCUGCGAUUGCCUCGUCUCGGAACCCCAAUGUUGCGUUUUCUAAUGGUGGAUACACGAUUGCUCAGUUGUUGGAAGACAUAAAUGAGGUUGUGCCACUCGAGACGGAGCCCAGCGUCUUUGAUCCGGAGUUCAGUGGCCAGUGGGGGUUGGAAGAUUAUGUAGUGGAGGUUUGUGGAUCGGAAUGUCUACAUUUUAUGGAAGUGGAGGGGUUACUUCGUGAUGGCGAUGAAGUUGUCAUCCGUGCUUUACAGCUUGCCGAUCUGCGCGCAAGGCGGCUUUGUGGUCGUCAUCAGAUUGCUACAGAUGGCAAACACCUUAUCGAUGGUGUUCCAUUUGGAUUGCCCUUUCUCAAGCGCGCAACCACUAGCCGACCCGCUAUUACGAUUCCUCCUCGAAAGAAACGCCGGACUGCAUUCUCUUCUAGCUGGGACCAAGACCCGGGACAUGCGUACGAAGCUUUGAAUGAGGAUGAGGAAGGCGACAGGGAGUGGCUACCACCAACUGACCCCGGAUUCGGAAAGGAGCUCUCGAUCCUGCCCGUGGAGCAUGACAUGUCUAUGGGCACUGUAAUCAGACACCCCAUUGAUCACUCGGCGGAUGAGGACAGUGAGGAUGUAGACGAAUAUGAACCUGAGGAAGAUGAGCUCGAGAGUGAGCUCAAGGCCUUGAAGGAGGAAUUUGAAGAGCCCGCUUCACAAUUCGUUGAUAUUCGGAACCAAAGCCAACAAGUUGCUGAUAUUUCGACGGGACGUCCUACCUCUGCGGGUAACAGACCAGGUUCUGCGAGUACACUUCCGGGGGGAUCUGUGGUGGGCGCUUCAUCUUUGUCCAGUAAACGCUCGCGAGGUGACGAAUCUUCACCUAGGGUUUCCAAGGCUGUGAGGUUUAAUAGAGGAGACUUAUUCCCAGAAGAGCCGCAACUCGCCCAAAUCGGCAAAACUGAAGUCAAAGAUAGUUUACCUGAAUUAUCCGACUCCGAAUGUGGCUCCGACUCUGACAGCGACUCUGAUUCUGAUUCUGAUUCUGAUUCCGAUUCCGAUUCCGAUUCUGAUGAAUCGCAAGAAGGCUCCACUGGAUCAAACGCAGCAUCUUCAUCCGCAGAAGAACCUUCGGAGGAUGAACAGUCAGAUUCAUCGAGCUCAUCUUCGUCUGAUUCUAGUUCCGAUGACUCCUCGUCCGAGGACGAAAAGCCCGCCCCAAAAAAAGCACGAAGCUCCCUUAUGGCACCUCCUGGUCAGGGUACCAUACGGACCAAGAAAAGCAACAAUCGAUUCAAGCUUCGUCGCCGUCUUUCCAAGCUUAAAGAGGUUGGCGUGCUCCCUGCCGACGCAGACUUUUCUGUAUUGCGCGCCUGGGAAGAGAAAAACGGAGGCUUCCACUUCCCUGAGGAGUCACACAUCAUGUCCCCUGCAUUAAAGAAGGCGGAAAAGAAAGAGCUAGAACAGAAAGAAUUUGAAGCCAAACGGCAGCAACUUCUACGAGACCUUGCAGCCUGCGGUGUUGAUCUUGAAGGGACAUCUGAAAAGGAAAAUGUUCCCCCGCGCACUUCUACCGUCUCCGCACCUGCGGUCCCUGAACCUGCUGUUGAAGAGUCCAAAACCGAAACCCCUGAAACCGAACGCGCAAAUCGCCGUACCUUGGAUAUCGCAAGUUCGCGACGACUGCUUUUCGGGUCUCUUGGAGUACGCACGCCAAAGACAAAAGAAGACGAAGAGAAGACCAUGAGAAAGCUAGCGGCCCAAGCCAGCAAAGUUCACAAAAAGCGAGCUGAGAAAGUGCCCGUCGAAGAAGAAUUGCCCGUCGAGGAGAGCGAUGAUGGUUCUAACUGGGAAGACAAACUCAAUAUCAAAGCUACAGAAUGCGUAUUUGAAGAUAUUCCCCUAACGGCACCACCGUUCCCCUUUAAGAACCGCUGGGAUGCGGAAGCGAAUGCGUUGAUUCGGGAGCGGAUGGGCUGGAACAAGAAGCGCAAACGCAAGCAAAGAGUCCAGGUCUACGAGGAAGCCGAGGAGUAUGAUGAGGGCCAGUAUGGAGAAGAGGGCCAAUAUGGAGAAGAGGGCCAGUAUGAUGAGGCCCAUUAUGGAGACGAGCUCUACAAUGCAUACCAAGGAGCUGAAGGCUACGAGUACGGACAGGUUGCCUUCCACAACUAUAACGAGCCCACCCCGUCUGUCAACAAGAAAAGACGUGGAGAAGAACCGAUGGUCGAUGAUCUUCCUGUCUUUCCCACCGACUCAAGUUCUGUCCCGGAGUUGCUUGAGAGUGAAGCAAAACCUGGUGCUAUCAUCGCUUUUCGCCAACUAGAUAUGUCUAAGGCGACAAAUUGGCAGCCCCGUAUGUCCGAGUACAGAGUUGCCGAAGUUCAAAAGGUUGACAAGGAUGCCAUUCAUGUUCGACUAGCAGUACGCGAUCGGAGACCAAAGAAAAACCCUGAGGAUGACGAAGGAGACGAACCCCGUCAGUACAGCGGCUUCGAGAUGCCUGGAUUUGAUGACGAUGAAGAGGAUGACGACGGCUAUCGCGAGCUUGUCUAUGCGGAACUCAGCGAUCCAAAGCUUCUAAAACCUGCGCCACGGACUGUAGACGAUGACUCGGAUGAUGACUCGGAUGAUGAAUCGGAUGACUCCAGCGAUGAAUCCGGCAGUGAGAAGGAGAAAGAUGAGGAGAAAGAGAAGGAUAAAAAUGUCGUGCAACAAGAUAGCAUUAUCUCCGUAGUUGCGGAUUCGAUGCCGAACGCCCAGCUGGCCCCUCCCUUGGACGACAUGGACCUUGAUGAAACGACAUUUGUCACUCUAGUCACCGCCAGCGAAUCUCCGCAAAGGCUCUCCGACGUCACGUCUAUUCACACUCCCGGCAUCGUGCUGCGACGUGCAACUCUAGACCAAGGCAUCGAAGAUGAAACUAGUGACAGCCCUCCAGUACCGUCACCAUCUUUCUCGGGAUUUCAUUCUGCGCGGUCAUCUCCGGGCACGAGAUUGCGUUUCGGCAAUGAAGGCGAAGAGAGCAAUCUCGAUGGUCACACUCUUGUCGGCGAGGCGCAAUCUAUGCUCGACAUCUCCAACCAGGAAAUUUCGACGCUUUCCUUUUUAUCCGCCAAUGAAACCAUGUCCCACGAUCAAUCUCACUCCGAGGAGCACGAUCGCCAGGUUAUUGAAGAGCCCCAAGUUCUUGGAGUCAACGGUUCUGGACCGGAUUCCUUAAUCUCACAGGUUCAUAACCCAGCCGGUGCCAAUUCGGAUCAGUCUCACCCACCGCCUGUCCCUACGCGGGUUGCUGUUGAAGAAAGUUCCGACACACGAAGGGUUUCUCAAUCAUGGGAAGAUAUCCUGCGCACGCCUUCUCACGAAAACUCCGAUCUGGAAGACGACGCAGAGCAUGCGAAACACGACAUAGAAGAAGAUAAAGACAGUCUUCUUCAUAGUAACCAAAGCCUCGAUCCGUCUCCGAACCCAUCCCCCCCUCCAUCCAGCUCGCGAUUCUCGGACAAACCCCCUCCGAGUGCCCAACCAGAACGUCGCUCCAAGAAGUCCAAGAAAUCAAAGGCAUCGUCCAAAACAAAUACUGAAUCUCCCGCAUCAUCCAUCCGUUCCAAGUCCCGUGCUGUUCUUCCGUCCUCCGAGGUCCCUUCAUCACAGAUGUCUGAACUUGUGGACCUCACAAGCCCCGGUCCCAUUGAGCCCACGGACGAGGCACCAAAUGAUGAACCCGAGGGGGUCUCGAAGCCCGCUGCUGACGAUAGUACCCCUGUACGACAGAUCAAAAUGCAGCGCAUGACCGAAGUCAGCGUCAGUCCCCAGGUCAGCCAGAAGAAGAACAAGAAGCGCUUGUCGCGCAAGUUUUGA
Molecule: messenger RNA, 3957 nt
Organism: Penicillium odoratum
Lineage: Eukaryota; Fungi; Ascomycota; Eurotiomycetes; Eurotiales; Aspergillaceae
Exons: 3
Coding region: 1-3957 (1318 amino acids)
Source: RefSeq, a predicted model, not a curated record